AUGGCUACUGAAAGAGAUGAUUCGCUUCAGUCUGUGAGUGUGAGGUUAGAUGACAAGAAUUAUUUCUGUUGGAGUUAUGUGAUGAGAAAUUUUCUUAAGGUUAAAAAGAUGUGGGGAUAUGUCAGUGGAACUUCUGUGAAACUUAGGAAUACUGAUGAGUGUUAUGCUGCUUUGAUAGAUGCCUGGGAAGCAAACAAUGCAAAAAUUAUUACUUGGAUUAACAAUUCUGUUGAGCAUUCCAUAGGUACACAGUUGGCGAAGUAUGAGACAACAAAGGAGAUUUGGGAUCAUCUGCAAAAGUUAUUUACUCAAUCAAAUUUUGCAAAGCAGUAUCAAUUAGAGAAUGACAUACGAGCUCUUCAGCAGAAGAAUAUGAGUGUUCAUGAGUUUUAUUCUGCUAUGACAGCUCUUUGGGAUCAAUUGGCUCUUACAGAAUCUGCAAAAUUAAAGGCAUGUGGUGCCUAUAUUGCUAGUAGAGAGCAGCAAUGGUUGGUACAGUUUUUAACUACACUUCGCAGUGAUUUUGAAGGACUUAUGUGA
Molecule: messenger RNA, 540 nt
Organism: Pistacia vera
Lineage: Eukaryota; Viridiplantae; Streptophyta; Magnoliopsida; Sapindales; Anacardiaceae
Exons: 1
Coding region: 1-540 (179 amino acids)
Source: RefSeq, a predicted model, not a curated record